AUGGUGAACCUAUUUAAGCGGAUGCGGAAGUUGAAGACUCUCCUCAACGUCCGUGUAGGAACGGGCGCCGCAGUCUUCCCCGCAGCCUCAUCAGCAACGAAAGACUUCCCAGCCAUCACCCGCCUGCACCUCACAUACGCCCACAAGAUCUACGGCGGACACCAAGGCGCGCGGCAUUUCUGGCGCAACUGCCUGCCGCGGCUACAGUACCACAACCCCGGUGUCCGGAUGACGGUCAAGCAGACCGACGAGCAAGAAGGCCCCGCCGCGUUAACGAUAUACUUCGCCGAGCAGGCCAGCAAGGCCGCGGCGCUAAACGCCUCGCAGGUGCAGGACAAGCAUGCGCCGGCACCUUCGGAGGCGGAGAAGACGGCCGUCGUCGACCUGAAGAACCUCGACUACAAGGAGAUCUGGAAUAAGGUGAAGAUCAUGACGGGGGCGGAGGAGGUACCGGCGACGCCGGAGGAGGAGGCCGAGCUGAAGAAGUUAGAGCAGAUGCGGCAGCAGUCGGAUAAGGACCGCGCGCGGGUGAGUGGUAUCCGCCAGGCGAAGAAGGACCAGGAGCGGAUGCUGCAGGAGGCUAGAGGAGAGGUCGAGAAACUGCGGCAGCUAUAA
Molecule: messenger RNA, 615 nt
Organism: Aspergillus clavatus NRRL 1
Lineage: Eukaryota; Fungi; Ascomycota; Eurotiomycetes; Eurotiales; Aspergillaceae
Product: mitochondrial 54S ribosomal protein mL61
Exons: 2
Coding region: 1-615 (204 amino acids)
Cellular component (GO): mitochondrion
Molecular function (GO): structural constituent of ribosome
Source: RefSeq, a predicted model, not a curated record